UGUUGAAUGAAUGGCGUUUGAAUACCCAUCGGGUCGUGUCCUGUGCUGUAUUCUAGUGGGCUACAAAAGCAAGACGCGUGUGUGGAGUGCAAACAACACAGCUCAAUCCACGGUCGCACGUGUGUAUUCAGUACGCCCUACUCGGCUCUAUUAAGUGUCAAUCCGCCACUCAGCAAAGCACAGUCGAGUACAAACCCAGCAGACGUCGCCUUUUUAAACGCGCUGCAGAACGCCCAGAGUCAGUUGACGACUCGAACCGUGCAAAAGCUACAGUCCGAGCCUCGAAAACCAUUUAGACUUUGAAAGAAUUUCAAGCCAAGAAAAUGCCUAAGUCCUUCCUUCUCAAACGGAAUUUUCAUCAAGUUGGUACCUGUAAGGGACAACGCACUCGGAAAGAGAAGUUUAUAGUUUUCGAAAAGGACGCAGUUUUGGAAAAAGACAGGGAGUUUGAGAGAGGAGUCUAUGGAGAAGACGCCACGAGAAUCCACUUCCAAAAAGAACACCAUCCCAGCGCAUUCAUAAAAUACGGCCCGACCUUCGAAAAUCAGCGCUUCAACCAAUACGAUCUCAGACAAAAUCCACUCUACUACCCGCUCGGUCUUCCAAAUACGACUGUUAUCCAACGGUGCUACCAAGAAGAAGCAUUUCCGCUCUACUAUUGCCAGACUGAAUUACCCUUGCCCACGUCUUUUGCAAACCACGGAUGGCCACCAAAAGACGAAGUGUACCCGUUGAAUGCAGACAUUCUGAAAGUCGACGACAGCGAAUUGAAGCAUCCCUUGAAGUGCAAGCAAUGCGGGAAGAACUUUAAGACCAAAUAUACCCUGGCGAUUCAUAUGAAGAUGCCAUCUCAUACAGGCACUCGUCCCUUCGUGUGCGGCGUCUGUGGAAAAGGGUUCCGACUCUCGAGUACCCUUUGUAGACACAAGAUCAUCCACACCACAGACAGGCCCCACAAGUGCCACAUUUGCAACAAGGCAUUUAACAGGUCAUCCACGCUCAAAACUCACAUUCGCACGCACAGUGAGGUAAAAGAGUAUAUCUGCGAGGUAUGCGGAAAGGGGUUCCACCAAAAAGGCAAUCUCCGAAACCACAGUCUUAUUCACACUGGCGAAAAACCGUAUAAGUGCGCUCUCUGUGAGAAAGCGUUUAACAAACUGUCCAAUUUAAAGUUUCAUAUGCAUGUACAUACGGAUAAUUCCCCGUACAGAUGUAAAUACUGUAAAGUAUCAUUCUCGAGAAGGUGUGACCUGAAGUCACACAUCGCAAAUGUUCACGAAAAUCAAAACUAAAUGUAUUUUUAAGCAGUGAAGUGUAAAAUGUAUAUAAAAGCAUGCACACAUAUUAGACAUCAAAGUUCACAUUUUUUAAUAUCAGAAGCUUAUUAGCUCUUCUUAUUUACCUUUUCACAACACUAAACUUAAAAUUAAGUACAUUGUACGAUUUUUCUUUAGACUUCGCAGCUUUUUAUCUUUAAUGCUUUUGUAAUAUUUUAGUGUCAUAAGGCGUAAAUAUAAACGAAAAAUCAUCUGGAGGAUACAGUUAUUUUAGAAUCAUGCAGAGAUAAUCAUAAUGAAAGAAGAUAGUUUGCUAGAAUAAAGGCUUACGGCGGCGCGGUAUACAUGCUUUAAUAAAAAGCAAUAAAUAGCUAAUGAAUGAAUGUAUUAUUGUAAAUUACUGCUAUACAAUAGCAAAACAAAUAAGCGAAAAUAAAAGAAUGAAUAGAAUGUGGUAA
Molecule: messenger RNA, 1735 nt
Organism: Nematostella vectensis (starlet sea anemone)
Lineage: Eukaryota; Metazoa; Cnidaria; Anthozoa; Actiniaria; Edwardsiidae
Product: fez family zinc finger protein 2
Exons: 2
Coding region: 324-1292 (322 amino acids)
Biological process (GO): regulation of transcription by RNA polymerase II
Cellular component (GO): nucleus
Molecular function (GO): DNA-binding transcription factor activity, RNA polymerase II-specific; RNA polymerase II cis-regulatory region sequence-specific DNA binding
Source: RefSeq, a predicted model, not a curated record